Messenger RNA from Pygocentrus nattereri (red-bellied piranha), 4103 nucleotides. It is a transcript of the gene cyth1a, whose product is annotated as cytohesin 1a. NCBI's taxonomy places the organism in Eukaryota, Metazoa, Chordata, Actinopteri, Characiformes, Serrasalmidae. The record is from RefSeq and is a predicted model, not a curated record. Gene Ontology annotation, molecular function: guanyl-nucleotide exchange factor activity. Gene Ontology annotation, biological process: regulation of ARF protein signal transduction. Bases 265 to 1509 code for a protein of 414 amino acids. The transcript has 13 exons.
CAGACGGACUGGAAUUAUCACAGAGGGGGCUCCUCCGUCUCUCUCUUGCACUCACUUACUUUCAAGCAUGACCAGUUGAAGAGCAGUAGCCCCACAGAGCUGAGAGCGAGCCACUGAAAGCCUUAAGAAUGGCUGGGGGACUGACCCUCGCUCGUCUACAGUCCCUCUGAAAUUGGAGAAGAGAGAGAGGAAGUCGUGAGACAGGGGUGGCUGACUUCGUGUGGCAUUUCGCAAAAGCCGUCUGAACUCUUGCAGACCGAGGCGAUGGGGACAGUGAGCGAACUGUGCGUGUCCAGCUUCCAGGCUUUCCUGUGUCCGACAGUGCUGAGCUCUGCUCCAGUGCCAGACGACCUCACGCCUGAGGAGCAGCAAGAGCUGGAGAAUAUCCGCCGGCGCAAGCAGGAGCUGCUGGAGGACAUUCAGAGAUUGAAGGAUGAGAUAGCCGAGGUAACCAGCGAGAUAGAGAACCUGGGUUCCACCGAAGAGAGGAAAAAUAUGCAGAGGAAUAAGCAAGUAGCAAUGGGCCGAAAGAAGUUCAACAUGGACCCCAAGAAGGGGAUUCAGUUCCUGAUCGAAAAUGACCUUCUGAAAAACACGAGCGACGACAUCGCUCAGUUCCUGUACAAGGGCGAGGGCCUAAACAAGACAGCCAUAGGGGACUACCUCGGAGAGAGGGAUGAGUUCAACAUUCAGGUGUUGCAUGCUUUUGUGGAGCUGCACGAGUUCACAGAUCUGAACCUGGUACAAGCUCUCAGGCAAUUUCUCUGGAGUUUCAGACUGCCCGGUGAAGCACAGAAAAUCGAUAGGAUGAUGGAGGCCUUUGCCCAACGCUACUGCCAGUGUAACCCAGGAGUCUUCCAAUCCACUGACACAUGUUAUAUUCUCUCCUUUGCCAUAAUCAUGCUGAACACCAGCCUUCACAACCCCAACGUGAAGGACAAGCCCACUGUGGAGCGCUUCAUUUCCAUGAACAGAGGCAUCAACGAUGGAGGAGACCUACCAGAGGAGCUGCUCCGAAACCUGUACGAGAGCAUCAAGAAUGAGCCAUUCAAAAUUCCUGAGGAUGAUGGCAACGACCUCACACACACGUUCUUCAACCCGGACCGUGAGGGCUGGCUGCUCAAACUGGGGGGACGUGUCAAAACCUGGAAGAGACGAUGGUUUAUUCUCACAGACAACUGCCUUUACUACUUCGAGUACACUACUGACAAAGAACCCAGAGGAAUCAUUCCUUUGGAAAACUUGAGCAUUCGUGAAGUGGAGGACAAGAAGCCGAACUGCUUUGAGCUGUUUAUACCAGACAAUAAGGAUCAGGUGAUCAAGGCGUGUAAAACAGAGGCAGAUGGGCGAGUGGUGGAGGGGAACCACACAUUCUACCGCAUCUCUGCACCCACCACAGAAGAGAAGGAUGAGUGGAUUAACAGCAUCAAGGCGGCGAUCAGCAGGGAUCCCUUCUACGAGAUGCUGGCUGCCAGGAAGAAGAAAGUUUCCUCUAUGAAGAGGCAUUAGAUUUGCUCAGGGUGCUGGCGCUGCUCUCUGGAGAUUCAGGGCUGUGUGAAAGUGCUCCCUCUAGUGGAGAGGACUGAGAUUUGCAGAGGGAGGAUGAGGCUGGUCUCCCCCCCCCAAAAUUCCCACAAAGUUUUGCUUUUGUUUUCUGGAACUGAAGGACUUUAAGGACCAGGUUGGAAACUGCAAGAGGGAACAAAAGCCUGGAUUUGGCUGCUGUCUCCGUCAGGAAUCGCACCUUUUACCCCUUUCCACUUUCUUCUGUUUGAAUGUCCUCUCCCUCAGCUCAAAGUGUGCGUGUGUAUAUGUGUGUGCUGUGGAGGAGUCCGAGAGCAUUUUGCUCACUGCUCUUCUCUUGAAAUCCCCAAAGAGUCUAUUCUAUCCUCAUGCUAAACCAAAUCACAAGCGCCCUCUCUCUUUCUGUCUCUCGGCUGUCUUAAACAUGCACAUACACGCGUUAUCUUUUAAUCAGCAGGUCUGACAGAAUGUGGGUUACCAAAAAAAAAAGGCUUCUCCUGAAUUUCAAGAAGGAAAGACUUUUUCUUGUGUGCUUUGAUAUGUACAGGCAAUAAGUGUAUUUUUACAUUUCUAUAUUCUCUGUAUAUUCUUCUCUCGUUUUUCUUCUCUAGGUAAUUUGAUAAAGGCUGUUGUAAACUGCUGCGUUGUUUUCAUAAGAAAAAUGAAAAGGACAAGUUUAGUGCCAGAACGUAUAAUACAGGGCAGGUUUGCUCGGAUGCCCGGUGCCUCUCUGGGUAGGAUUGCUGAUCCGGGAUCAGGCUUUACCAUGUCUGGGCUGGUCCAGGAUCUUGCGUGGCAAAAUGCCUGUUCCAGAAACAGCAGUACUACACUGAGACGCUUCAUGGAUGCUGCCUGUGCAGUUACUCGAUGGCACGAAUAUUGCAAGGCUGUUCAUGUUCCUGGCUACUUAGAAGUGCAAGCCACACCUACUCUGGGAAAUCCCAAACUCUGUUACCAUCUAACACUUAACUGCACAGGUUGGAGCAGCCUCAUCUUCCUGCCAGUGUUGAUGAUUCUCCUCCUGAAAGCCUGUAUUUAUCACUGUUUGAAGCUACGAAGCUGUAGUUUCACUGCCAAAGCUUUUUCAUGUGGGCAUACGUGGAAUAAGCUGGAGGACUUGAGGUUGGAAAAUGGAUGUUGUGAGGCUAAUCCUCACAGUCUGAGGUGAAGAACCUUUCAGACGGAGUAGUGGUCAAAGCUUUUAAACAAUCAUACUACUGGUGAUUUCCCUGAGUUCAUAUGCAAAGUUUGUCUCUGGUCAUAUGACGUGUUCUGUUGUAAAUAAGUUAACACAUCUUCUACACUCUUCUGCACGUUAACGCAUAGUUACAGUUCAUUUACUCAGUGGAACACAUUUGGGGGGAAAAAACAAAUGUAGUCUGGUCAAAAUUUUAUAUUUAGUUCUCCCACCCCCCAACAAAUAGGACCCGUACGCUAAAAAAAGAAAAGUGGCAUGUUUUGUAGCUGCGGACGAUGCGUUAACUCGUUUUCACUUAGAAAACCUACGAAACGUGUAAUUUAAUCAGGACUGUACGAACUUUUGCAUUUGACUGUGUACCAGAUCAUAAGCAGCACUCCUAACGUAAACAGUACAGCGUUCAUUUUACAAGCCGUGCUUCUCGGAGACGCUCGUUAGUCCGAAGGAAGAAGGCAGGAUGAAGUAGGUCAGAUAAAACUCCUACAAAGUUGGACUUUGCCCACUUUACCCAAAUGUGAUGAUGUGCUCCACCUGUAUAUAAACCCGUAAGCCUGGAGGGCAGCAGGUUGAGAAUUAUGCUGUUGUUCCUGUAACAAGCUGUAAUAUUCUGGAGCUAAUCCACCUCUGACCCAUACAGGCUCCAACUCAGGCCAGACGCACGUCAUAAACGGAGGAAAGCUUUCUGGACUCACGUGAAGCCUAAUUAUAGGCUGAAUCUCAUAGACUCUAAUGAAAACACAACGUAGGGCUAAGUUUAUACUCCAAGAUGCUCCCACGGGUGGUUGAUUGUCACACACUGGUUUUGUUACUUCAGCAUUGUAGGUCUUCUUUUAAUCUGCAGAAACAUGAACACACUUACAGUCUGAUGAGCCUCUUAUCAGAGAUAUGACCUGCACGCUCGGAGUCUUAGGGAAGAUGCCUUGUUGACGUCGUGAAAAUGUGCCUAACUGUAGAUACGAGGCUCCAAAUAGUAAUACGGACUCUGUUUAAUCCACCGCAGCUUUUUUUUUUUUUAAUUGGCUUAGUUGUUGAGUUCAGUGUCGAUGGACGCUACAGUAGUUUACUGAUUACAGACCACCGUUUCCCUGACCUGACUGAGUGCCUGCUUCUGUUUCACUCUCAUUUUCUGUUUCCUUCAAGGUUUUACCAAGCUGUCAGUUUCAGUGCACCGGCUAUUCUCUCAGCAGAGUCUUAAAUCUGAGCAGUAUUGAUUUAUUUAUCAAGGAUGUAUAUACUUUAGUGUAAAGUGAGUAGCUUCCUCCAUUUUAUAUAAAUGUGUAUGUAGCAAAUAUAUUAUUAGCUGACUGCCGUUCUUUUUUUGUUGUUGUUUUGUUUAAAGUGUUCGUUUCUACCAUAAAAAUGGUAAAAUUCAUAUUGAAAU